AUGGAACACAGGCAGACCUAUGGGAACACUCGGGAACCACUCUUGGAAAACCUGACUAGCGAGUAUGACUUGGAUCUUUUCCGAAGAGCACAAGCCCGGGCUUCAGAGGAUUUGGAGAAGUUAAGGCUUCAAGGUCAAAUCACGGAGGGGAGCAACAUGAUCAAAACCAUUGCAUUUGGUCGCUAUGAGCUCGAUACCUGGUACCAUUCUCCCUAUCCUGAGGAGUAUGCACGCCUGGGCCAUCUCUACAUGUGUGAAUUCUGUCUAAAAUACAUGAAGAGCCAGACAAUACUCCGCCGACACAUGGCUAAGUGUGUGUGGAAGCACCCGCCCGGUGACGAGAUCUAUCGCAAAGGCUCAAUCUCCAUGUUUGAGGUGGAUGGCAAGAAAAACAAGAUCUACUGCCAAAACCUGUGCCUGUUGGCCAAGCUUUUUCUGGACCAUAAGACAUUAUAUUAUGAUGUGGAGCCCUUCCUGUUCUAUGUCAUGACAGAAGCGGACAACACUGGCUGUCACCUGAUUGGGUAUUUUUCCAAGGAAAAGAAUUCAUUCCUCAACUACAAUGUUUCCUGUAUCCUUACCAUGCCACAGUACAUGAGACAAGGCUAUGGGAAGAUGCUGAUUGAUUUCAGCUAUUUGCUUUCCAAAGUGGAAGAAAAAGUUGGUUCCCCAGAACGUCCACUCUCAGAUCUGGGACUCAUAAGCUACCGCAGUUACUGGAAGGAAGUUCUUCUCCGUUACCUACAUAAUUUCCAAGGCAAAGAAAUUUCUAUUAAAGAAAUUAGCCAGGAGACAGCUGUGAAUCCUGUGGACAUUGUUAGCACUCUGCAAGCCCUUCAGAUGCUCAAGUAUUGGAAAGGAAAACACCUAGUUUUAAAGAGACAGGACCUGAUAAAUGAGUGGAUAGCCAAAGAGGCCAAGAGAUCCAACUCCAAUAAAACCAGGAUCGAAGCUGUUUAAAAUGGACCCCUCCGAAGGGCACUUAAAGUGACUCGGUACUCUGAGCCAGCGAACCCCAGCAGUAGGAAUCCAUACCCUAGGGAUCUGUCUGUCAUUUCUGUUGCUCUCGUGAUUGGCAAGUACAGUAUCCUCUGGGAAGGCCCCCCCACCCCUCAGGACUGUCCUCGCUCUGACCUUCAUGCACACUGCAUACGCUGGUUCUGAGGAACUGCUGUUUCGGCCUCAGUGAGGUUGCCCAGAUGGGAUCUCUGUUAGACUUGCGUGCAGAUCCCGCGUAGCACUGACCCAAGGUGUUCUGUUUUGGUACUGUACCUGUCCAGUCACUGGUUCUCUCCUCAUGUUCUUCAGCCCCAUGAGGUUGUAUUGUGUCUUUUAAACUUGGUAAUAGUGCUUCUUGCUGCCUGGUCUCACCAGACCUCCCAAUUACGGUUACCAGG
Molecule: messenger RNA, 1397 nt
Organism: Sorex fumeus (smoky shrew)
Lineage: Eukaryota; Metazoa; Chordata; Mammalia; Eulipotyphla; Soricidae
Product: histone acetyltransferase KAT7-like
Exons: 1
Coding region: 1-960 (319 amino acids)
Biological process (GO): regulation of DNA-templated transcription
Molecular function (GO): histone acetyltransferase activity
Source: RefSeq, a predicted model, not a curated record